This is a messenger RNA of Lineus longissimus, 2511 nucleotides long. RefSeq names its product G-protein coupled receptor 157-like. Gene Ontology annotation, biological process: adenylate cyclase-activating G protein-coupled receptor signaling pathway; cell surface receptor signaling pathway. The record is from RefSeq and is a predicted model, not a curated record. Gene Ontology annotation, cellular component: plasma membrane. NCBI's taxonomy places the organism in Eukaryota, Metazoa, Nemertea, Pilidiophora, Heteronemertea, Lineidae. Gene Ontology annotation, molecular function: cAMP binding; G protein-coupled receptor activity. The transcript has 3 exons. The coding region runs from base 481 to 1656 and encodes 391 amino acids.
AAGAAGUGACCUGGUCAAAACAUGUAGGUCUACACAAUGUAUACCUAUUUAAACUUAUAAACGUCAUACAUAGUUUAACUAGAUAAUCAACAUCCAUACCGGACAACAAUAGAAGACUAUACGUCACCACUGACCACCAGACACGAUUUCUAUGCACAGGAAGUGAUUCAUUCAUGAGUGUCCUGUCUGAUUACUUAAGACCCCAGGAAACCUCUUGAACCGAUGCGAAUUAAAGACAGGGGAACAUGGUGUCGAUUUUUAUCUUGGAUAUUUAAGGAAACAUUGGCGAAUAGACUCUGAAUAUCUCGUCGAUUAAGGCUAGUUUCGUUUCUCAGCAUUGCAAUCAGCGAACAUAAGCUUAUCUCCUUUGGAUUGUAUCAGUCCUCUAUUGAGACUACAAUGAGACUUGCGAUUUGACGUUUUUUGGAAAAUCGGUUUUGGUUCCGAGGCGAGGACAACACGUCGACAGACAACGAUAUCAUGGCAGCUCCACACGAUAAGGCCGCUUUACAACAUUCUACAGCUUCACCGCACGCGUUUUUCGACCCGUUAGAGUUAGAGUUCUUCAACGCCUCCAACAGUAGCGGAGCUACAGUUGAACCGUCAGGAACUGAAGUUUUUGUGGGUUCCGUCAUCGCCACCAUCGUAUCAUGUUCCCUCUCAAUCAUCGGUGCACUGACAAUAAUCUUCACCUUCAUCUUCUUCAAGGAGAUACGAACAACAUCCCGGGGACUCUUGGUCUUCUUAUCCAUCGCAGACUUGAUCACCGCUGCUAGUCUCCUGUACGGCAUCAUCGGGAAUUUCCAAGAGAACUGUCUGGCUUGUCAGAUCCAAAGUGCCUUCGUCUGCUUCGGGCAGACUAGCUCCUUCUUCUGGACCACUUCUGUGACAGUCUACCUGUACCUUACCAUCGUGAAAGCGGACAUCACUCUAGCUGGGAAGCUCCAGCGAUACUUUCACGCCUUCAGCUGGGGUCUUCCGCUGGCAAUCGUCAUCAUCGCUGGGUCAUUGGACGGGCUAGGCUAUGAUUCGUCCAACACUUCCGUACGGUGGUGCUGGGUCUAUCUGGAGAAUCCACACUAUGUUUUCUGGAUGUUGUUCACGUGCAAGUUUUGGGAGUUUGUUGCCUAUAUCAUCAUACCCUUGCUGUGUAUUCUGAUGAAAGUGCACAUCUACAAACAACGUAGGAGGCGCCGACCGUCCACAUUGAUGAUACAAACAGAUACAAUGGAAGCCCUGGUUCGCAUCAAUAGGAAGCUGCUUUUCAUCCCAACAGUCUUCAUCCUGCUGCGAAUCUGGGGGACACUCCGGUUUAUUCUUUACCUGGCAGACAGCCCUGUCGUGUCAGACCCAACGCUGGUCACCCUCCAUGGAAUAGGAAACUCAUUCCAAGGUGGCGCAAACUGCAUCCUGUACUGUUUACUCACUACGAAGAUCCAACAGAAGUUAAAAGAAUCGUUUUUGUAUCUCUUCAAGUGUGUUCCAUGUCGGAAUACCUCGGCGGACCCUAACGACAGCCCGUGGGACAGAAACAAGUCCAAGUGUUCUCCGUGCAGCCCUUGCUGCUUACGGAAAAAGACCUUCGUGCACGUCAAAUCAUUGGACUACUAUGAUAAAUUGGGGGCUGGGGAGUCCACCAAGUUACUAGACCAUUGACCGACAAAAAACUACUUUAAGCAAUUUAAGCAAUAUAAGAAUUUAACCAGCGAUGGUUCAGUAACCUAAGACAUCUUUGGUCGUAGCAUUGUUAUACAAAGUUCAUUGCGCCAGGUUUAGUCCGCAGUGGUUUGGUUGGUAUAAAGUAUGACGCUAUAGGCGAAAUGACAGCUCUACCCGAUGGUGUUUGGUGAGACAAUUGCAACCAAUGCCGACAGUCAUGUAUCAAUUUCUAGACUUAGAUACCUCAAACUAGGAAUUGAAAUGUAAUUUUUAUUUGCUGCUUCCCGCUUUUUCAUCCAGAAUACACAUUACUACACGAUGGAUUCUACAUGUGCAUCCUCUAACACUUCAUGUUGCAUGCCACAAUGCACAUAAAACCAAUGGCAGCAAACACGCCAGAAAACUACUGUACAUCCUUUUUAGGGGAGAAGUCGCUUGAGUUUCAGUUGAAGUGACAGUUCUACGUUGAAGUGACAGUGUUCCUAAGUUGUACAUCCUUGGACUUCUGCCACCUGCAACAGGUCAUCACCAACACUACAACACAAAGAACAACCCCGACACUUUGGAGGACAAUCCGUGUUGUGACCUGUUCGACAUCUGGCGGGAAGUGACUCCAUCGGUCUAACUCGUAUAUCUCGGUGUAAUCUUUACAGAUUGUUGUGUACGUUGUUCCUACGCCUGGGGCUACAGUUGUAGCGGUUUCGUUGUAACACUGGUGUUUGAUUAUAUCACAUGUUACCCAAAUACUGCCAUUGUAAGUGCAUCCAUAUAGAUCACUGUCCUGGACGAGCCCACGGCCAUGCCAAGCAACGAAGAAAAUCACGGCAGCCGCAGUGAAAAGGUGAAAGAUAA